Messenger RNA from Vicugna pacos (alpaca), 2383 nucleotides. NCBI's taxonomy places the organism in Eukaryota, Metazoa, Chordata, Mammalia, Artiodactyla, Camelidae. The record is from RefSeq and is a predicted model, not a curated record.
AACCAGGAGUGGACACUGAAGGAAGCAUCCGUGGUCUGCAGGCAGCUGGGCUGUGGCCAUGCCGUGGGCGCCCCCAAGUACGUCCCGCUGCCUGGAGAGGUGGUGCAGCCCUGGCUCCACAACGUGUCCUGCAGGGGCGACGAGUCCUCCCUCUGGGGGUGCAGCCUUGGGGCAUGGACGCGGAGCCAGUGCCCUUACGAGUGGGUGGUGGUCGCUCUGUGCUCCAACGGUACUUUCCGGGCGGUCCGGCUGGUGCAGGGCCGAAGCCCCUGUGCGGGACUCCCUGAGAUCAGGAACAUGAACUCGGUGGAUCGCCUCUGUGGUCUGCACCAGGAGGAGGCCACGGUGUUCUGCCAGGAGCUAGAGUGUGGCCCCGCGCUCCAGGCCCCCCGCCAAGGUGGGGACAGCGCCAGGAAGUACAUGACCUGCAAGGGCACCGAGCCAACCAUCCGGAACUGCAGACUGAACAACAACCUUCGCAGCGGCUGUGACUUCCAGCAAGACGCCCAGGUGGUCUGCUCAGGACACAUAGAAGCACGGCUGGUGGGUGGAGAGCACCCCUGCGCUGGGCGCCUGGAGGUGAGGCGUGGCCUGACCUGGGGCACUGUCUGUGACGCUGACCUGGACCUAGCCACCGCCCACGUGGUGUGCCGGGAGCUGCAGUGUGGUGUGGCCGUGUCCACAUCUGGGGACGCCCGCUUCGGCCGGGGCUCGGGGCCCGUGUGGACGGAGGCCUUCCACUGUGAGGGCCACGAGUCCCUACUGUUCCACUGCCCUCGGGGGCCCGGGAACCAGUGCGGGCAUGGCCAGGAUGUGGGGCUCAGGUGCUCAGAGUUCCGGCUGGUGAACGGCAGCAGCGGCUGCGAGGGCCGAGUGGAGCUCCAGGUUCAGGGGGCCUGGGCGCCCCUCUGUGCCGCCCACUGGGACUUAGAAGAUGCCACGGUCCUCUGCCACCAGCUCAACUGUGGCAACACAGUGUCCAUACCCCCAGGAGGCCAUUUUGGGGAUGGGGGCUCAGCCAUCUGGCCUGACGCAUUUCACUGCGUGGGGACAGAGCCCUACUUGUGGGACUGCCCGGUGAGCACCCUGGGGGCCCCCGCCUGCGCCCCUGGCAAUGCGGCCGCCGCCGUCUGCUCAGGUCUCCCCCACGCCCUGCGGCUGAGGAACGGACAGAGCCGCUGUGAUGGCCGUGUGGAGGUGUCCCUGGACGGAGUGUGGGGCCGCGUCCUGGACGACGCAUGGGAUCUGCGCAGCGCUGGCGUGGUGUGCGGGCAGCUGGGGUGCGGAGGGGCCGAGCAAACCUACGAGGCGCCGGCGCCUGGGCGCGGGGCUGUCCCACUGGGGCUGAGCAGCGCACGCGGCCAGGAGUCUGCGCUGUGGCAGUGCCCGUCGCGGGGCUGGGGCCUGCACGACUGCGGGCACAAGGAGGACGCCAGUGUCGUCUGCUCAGGUGACAGGGAGACCACGGUCCUGCCCCCUGCAUCAGGCCCUCCUCUGAAAGCUCUACCUGCCUUCAAGGCCCAGACGCUGCCCAUGACCUUCUGCCUGGUCCUCAGCUCCCUCCUGCUUGUCAUCUCACUGGUCCUGGGGAUACAGUGGUUCCGGGGCAGAGGAGCCUGUAGGGGUUCUGGAAUGUUGGGAACUCUGCCCUCAGAAGGUGUUUAUGAGGACAUCGGAGCUGUUCCCGGCGGGGAGAAAGACGAGGGGCCUGGCGUGUCCUGGGUGCUAGCGCAGGAGGAGGAGUAUGACGACGCAGGGGAGCCCGAGCCCGGCUCCGAGGAGGAGGAAGCAGAGGACGGCACUCCCCUGAGCUCCGUGGGUGGUGCUCUGCACAGCCUGGGCCUCCUCCAAGCUCAGGCUGGGAACGAAGACCACAGCAGCCUCUGGCCCAGGACGUGCUGACUGUCAGCUGGCCGUGGGGGACACCAGCGAGACCAGAGGGUGGGAGAGAGCCCAGUGUGCCUGGGGGCUUUCGUUUUCCUUGUUUCUUAAAGAGAUUUAUUAAAUCAUGCAUCCUUAAUUCAUCUCAGAAACUUCCCUCAUAUGCCCUCGUGGCCCAGGUUCUGAUUUUGGCCUCUUUUCUGCCUCCCCCUGGUCUGCUGUGGCUUCUGACGUUUUUCAGUGGUGUCCUCACCACGGCCUCUUGUGCGCACGCUUCUCCCAGGGUGUGGGGUGGGGAUCCCUGAUGAACCAGCUCAUGGCCACCCUCCUUUCUUCUGCAGACAGGGCUCCAUCUAGUUCAAGUGUUGUGCCAGAUUCUCCAGCACUCACAGCUGUCCUGCUCUGAUGACCCCACUGAACUCUUUAUGACCACACCCUCCCUGACCACACCUCCCUGACCACACCUCCCUGGUCACACCCUCCCUGGCCACACCUCCCUGAC